GAUAUAUAGCUUCAGUCAGGUAACAACCGUUCAACACUCACACACAAUGGCUUCGCUGUGUAAUGGGACACCGGUAUGGGACACAAACCUGACCUGGUACAACACUUGGCCUCAGUUCACAGACUGCUUCCAGUCCACGGUGUUGGUGUGGGUGCCAUGUGGGUGGCUGUGGCUGACGUCACCGUUCUAUCUCUACUACCUCCUGAUCGUCACACCGACGUCACUGUCAUCAAGGCAUAAAUAUGUCGCAAAGAUGAUCAUAUGCUCGUGCCUCGUCAUACUAUCUGUCGUACAACUCAUCGACGCUGCCGACAGCUACAACACAACCAACUUCUCUGCUUUCUUCAUCGCACCUGCAGUCCAGGCAGUUACCUUUCUGUGUGCUAUGUUGCUGCUGCUCCUGGAGAGGAAGAAAGGCCUCAUCACUUCCGGGGUGAUGUUCACCUUCUGGCUGCUGCUCACAGUGGCUGGCAUCGUCCCCUUCUACUCCAUCAUCUUCAAGAAGCAAUUCGAGCAAAACAUCCUUAAAGUGGUAACUUUCUACAUAUACUGUUGGCUAGUAUUGUUAGAGCUGAUCCUGAGCUGUUGUGCAGAGACGUCUUCAGAAGGGACUAUCCAGGACAAGGUAUGACUUGUAUUAACAGUCACCUUUACAAAUCAUGUUCGCACAUGUCUGUUAUUCCCCUGAACACGUUUCUUGUCAUCCAAGUGUGUUCCCAUCACAAUUAAACAGACA
Haliotis rufescens (red abalone) is the source of this 736-nucleotide messenger RNA. RefSeq names its product multidrug resistance-associated protein 1-like. Lineage: Eukaryota; Metazoa; Mollusca; Gastropoda; Lepetellida; Haliotidae. The transcript is spliced from 5 exons. The coding region runs from base 47 to 631 and encodes 194 amino acids. The record is from RefSeq and is a predicted model, not a curated record.